CCCUCGGCUAUUCCCAUGUACUGUAAGAAAUUCUCCCUUUCUUUCUGCAGGACUACUGAUGGCCAACAUGUCUGGCACUUUGACUGUUGUUGAUAUGCAGGCCAUCAGACUCGCUUAUACAGGCGAGAGGAUCUUUAUGGUGUUCCUGGUGCUGUCCACGCAGUCCCUCUUUAUUUAUGUUAACAUUGUGAUGCUGUUUACGCUGCGCACCAAGGCCAUCUUUCGUGAGACACCACGUUACAUUCUCUUUGCCCACAUGCUCCUGAAUGACACCAUUCACCUGGUGAUAGCACUGGUGCUCUAUAUGCUCAGUUUCUUAUACUUUGUGGUGGUGCGUGCUGUCUGUGCCAUGAUUGUGCUGGUGUCUACAUCGACGUUUGUCAACGCGCCACUAAACCUGGCUGUCAUGUCCCUGGAGAGGUACACGGCCAUCUGCUUCCCUUUGCGGCACAGCGAGUUGGCUACACCAGCACGAGCGAGUGUGGCUGUGGCUCUGGUGUGGGUUUUGGGCAUCAGUGAUGUGCUAACUGAUGUGUGUGCUCUCUUCCUCCUCGCAGAACCAUCCUUCUACUUGUCUCCUACACUGUGUACCAUCACGCAGCUCAGGGUGGCACCCUGGCAGCAGGGCAGGAGUGCGACAUUCAAAGUGCUGCUUUUUGUUAUGGUGGCCAUUGUGUUACUCUACACGUAUGUGGCCAUCCUGCGGCAGGCGCGUGCCGCCUCCUCUGACACCUCUUCUGCCCGCAAGGCCUUGCGCACUGUGGUACUGCACGCACUGCAGCUUGGCCUCUCGCUCAUGUCCUUCCUCUACGAGUAUAUAGAUUACCUGCUAGGAAGCCUGCCUCUUGCCGUAUACACACAGCUACGCUUCCUCAACUUCUUCAUAGUGCUGGUCCUUCCACGCUGCCUCAGCUCACUCAUCUAUGGCCUCAGGGACGAGACCUUCAGGCCACUGUUCAAGCAGAACUUCCUGUACUGUGGUACAAACAGAGUUGUGCCUUUAGAGGCUUUUACAAAACACUAAUUAUGAGACAAUGACAAUGUGAUUGUUUCUUUCAUCUGUCUAUGAUUUAAUGUGUACGUGUAUUUCUGUAGACAUGUACACAAAAAUGUGGCAUGUUAUGUCUUAAAAAAUAUUUGUAUGUAGUUUAUGGGUAUUACAUGUGUUAUGGGGUGUUUGUGAUCCUGAUAAACUACAGAUUCUAUUGAUUUUAUCUAACCUCAGAAUUAAUGCUGUAUCUCAGAAUUAAUGCUGUAAAAAAGGGAGAAUAUUUUCUCUGUGUACUAAUAAAAUCCGAGCUUCAUCCAACAUUUCAAAUGUGAUAUUUGCUAAAGAUGUGUCAAAUCCGUCACUGAAAAUGUUAAUAUUAUUUCGAGUAACAUCAACAUCUCCACUGCCUGCUGUCUCGCAAUCAUAUGUUUUUUUGCUCCAUAAUGUCACAUUACUAAGUUUUUCUUCUGGCCUUCAGAAAUAAAUACAGCCACUGAGACUGAAAUGGACGUGAUCCAUACACACGUGAACACAAUAGAAAGGAAUGCAUGCACUUAUAAUACACCAUACUUUCUUGGUUAAAACAGAUUUAUUACCUAAACGAUCCAUCCUGUAGGAUGGCCAGAAUUAUAAAUGACAAAAAUAAUGUUGUGAAUGCAGCCUUGCACAAAGUGAUUCAAAGUUUGGGAGAGUGUUUUCAUGGCUCUGGCAGCUAAACUGAGAGAUCGUCACUGAUGACCUUCUGGCCUGCACAUAUUCUUUUGUGGGUGUGUCUCGUAGGUGAGCUCUCUUGUGUAGCCAAAGAGCCAAUUUUAUACAGUUUCAUACAAUUCCACACAUGAAAUCAUUAUUACUGAAAACAAAUCAUUUCACACUUCUAAAUUUGUAUCUCUUCAUAAGGUUAGGGUUGGGACAGACUUAACGUCUGUACCAUUUCGCAUGACUUUAUUUGAAUGAACUCAAAUGGAAUCCAACCAUCCUUGAUCAUUCAAAUUCAUAAAACUUUUUCACAAGAUCUUUUUUCCCUUCCAAAAUUAAGUAACUUUAAUAUAUGA
This is a messenger RNA of Pangasianodon hypophthalmus (striped catfish), 2046 nucleotides long. RefSeq names its product odorant receptor 131-2-like. Gene Ontology annotation, biological process: G protein-coupled receptor signaling pathway. Gene Ontology annotation, molecular function: G protein-coupled receptor activity. NCBI's taxonomy places the organism in Eukaryota, Metazoa, Chordata, Actinopteri, Siluriformes, Pangasiidae. The record is from RefSeq and is a predicted model, not a curated record. The coding region runs from base 59 to 1024 and encodes 321 amino acids. Gene Ontology annotation, cellular component: membrane. The transcript has a single exon.